Quercus lobata is the source of this 1121-nucleotide messenger RNA. RefSeq lists its product as uncharacterized. NCBI's taxonomy places the organism in Eukaryota, Viridiplantae, Streptophyta, Magnoliopsida, Fagales, Fagaceae. The coding region runs from base 41 to 871 and encodes 276 amino acids. The record is from RefSeq and is a predicted model, not a curated record. The transcript is spliced from 2 exons.
GGCUGAGCACCAAAUUACAACUCCAACCUGGGCUUCGGCCAUGGAACUAAAUGGGGCCCCCUUAACCUGUGAAGCUUCAAUCUGGGACUUCCAAGAAGGGACGAUUGGGUACAUAGCCCAUGCCGUGGAACAAAAUUUGCUCCUCCCCAAAGAUAUGGCUGACCUCAGGUCUUUGAGGCAGCAUGAAGUUUUUCUCGGGCUUAAAAGAGACCUGGCCACCCAGGCAGUCUUUAGGACUGAAAAUAUGGUAGAAUCCUCCCAUCGAAAAAUGAAAGAGAAAGAAGGAAAGAGGACAGCAACCGUGGAUGCCUUCCACGUGGCUGAGAAAAGUAACAAAGAGCUGAAAGUCAAACUAAACGAGGAGAUAAAGGAGAGAAAAUCCACCGCGGCAGCCUUAGAGAAUGCGAAAAAACAGGCCGAAAGCCAACGGCUACUCCUCCGAGAUGCUGAGGAUAAAUUGGCUACUGUUAAGGAACAAAUUGCUGCCUUGCAGAAAAAAUUGGGGGAUGCUAAGAAGGCCAAGGCUCUAACUGAAAAGACCAAGGAUGAGGCAGUGAAGGCUAAAGAAGCAGCAGAGCAACACAGAUACGAGGUCGGGGUGGCGGAGAUCGAGGAUGCCCUUAGAGCUGAGGUCCCUACAGUCUAUAGAACUUACUGUGCCCUGACAUGGGACGAAGCCCUCAACCAAGAUAGGGUUGAGGCUUCUUCCAUGCUCAGGAAAGCAGAGAGUGUCUACUAUCCCCCGGCUAUACGCCCUCGAAGCUCCGCAGACUCGAAGGCCGACCCUGAGUCCUCAGAGGUUGGAGAGAUUCAAAGCAGCCCACCCAAGGAUCCUCCUGUAGUUGAUGUUUCUCUAGAAGGUGUUCAGUAAGCCAAGGGUACCACAGAGGCAGAAGAAGGCAACAAAGAAAUAGCCCAUGGCUCUGACUUGCCUCCAAUGGCUCCAAAGGAUCCUAAAGACAAAGAGGCUUCCCAGAAUAUGGAGUUGGUGUUGGCAACCCUCUCCAUACCUCCAAAAGAGGGUCCGAAAGAUGUCAUGCUGUCCACCACAUCGGCUAAUACUCAGCCUCUCAAGGAUCUAAAGGACAAACUUGUAAUAAAGAUGAAGAAAUAGGCUAACC